Trichomonas vaginalis G3 is the source of this 723-nucleotide messenger RNA. RefSeq lists its product as uncharacterized. The record is from RefSeq and is a predicted model, not a curated record. NCBI's taxonomy places the organism in Eukaryota, Parabasalia, Trichomonadida, Trichomonadidae. The transcript has a single exon. The coding region runs from base 1 to 723 and encodes 240 amino acids.
AUGACAACUGAAAUUCCCGAGAUUUUUCGAGAGUUCGAAAAGUAUUAUGUAGCAUCAAAAGUGUUUUCCAAGAUUAACAAAAAGGUUUCCUCUGUUCUGUUAUUCACUUAUCUCGACAAUUGUCUUCUUAAAUUCAAUUAUCAAAAUAAUCCAGACAUAAAAGCAUAUCUUCAAAAGAUUGAAACAGAGUGUGGUGAAUUUCCUGAAGAUGGAGCACGAGAAACACGUAUUAUUGCUGAUGAAAUGUUUUCAAAAUUAACUUUUAUGUUCAUGACGAGCGAAAUCAAUAAAGAAAUGCCUCAACAAUAUUUACUUUGUUCACUAUUGUACUCCGUCCUUGAUGGAAAUGAAGCAAUGGAAAGAGAAAAUGCUUGUUUAUUUGCAGCCUUGAAAAUACACGAAAUACAAAGAACAGGUAAAUCUGUACAGGAGAAAGAUAUUCCACAAUCUUCCCCAGCUCAAACACCGCUUGUUCACAAAGAAACAAAAUAUAAACUCAAGAAUUUCAAGGAGAAGCCAUAUCUCUAUAAGAGGGAAACCGCUCUUGAGUAUCUGAAGAGUCAUGACAUUGAAGUUCCUCAAAAUAUCGAAUAUCCAGAAGAUUUUCAAGAGAUUAUCAUCAGAGAUUUAUCUCAUGCUACAAAUUCUAUCCAUCAUGGUGAUAAAGAAAGAGCAUUGCUAUUCCUUAAGAAAGCCAAGAAAGAAUGGCUGAAUCGCAAAUAA